Penicillium concentricum is the source of this 828-nucleotide messenger RNA. RefSeq names its product fungal specific transcription factor domain-containing protein. Gene Ontology annotation, biological process: DNA-templated transcription. The transcript has 3 exons. Gene Ontology annotation, cellular component: nucleus. Lineage: Eukaryota; Fungi; Ascomycota; Eurotiomycetes; Eurotiales; Aspergillaceae. The record is from RefSeq and is a predicted model, not a curated record. Gene Ontology annotation, molecular function: DNA binding; zinc ion binding. The coding region runs from base 1 to 828 and encodes 275 amino acids.
AUGCCCGUAUUGCAAAGCCCGCCUGCUUCAACAAUUGGUGACCAGUCUUCGGCACUUGAUGCAGAUUACCGCUUAAGGGACCAAAUCGGGUAUGCUUACACCGAUGACGGGAACUACUUGUCCAAAAUACAAGAGGAGCAGAUGGUUGAAGCCGAUAAAGAAAUUCAGACUAUGAGAUUUCAACGCAUCAUUCCUCUCCCUGAGGCUACAAGGCAAGAACUCUGUGGUAUUUUCGCGAGGUUACCCCAUCGACUGGUUGUGCGAGAACUCAUCGACAUUUAUUUUGCCGAAGCCAAUUGGUACUUUGCCGUGCUGGAACAAUAUUAUUUUGAGAAACUGUACAAUUCUUGGUGUAUUCACAACGAUUGCUUGACAGAACAUGGCCAGCUUCCUGAUCUACCACCGGAUCUUCUGCAUUUCUCGGCACUGUUAUUCCAUGUCCUUGCUGUCUCUUUACAGUUCCUCUCGCCGGACACGAAUUGUAGCCGUGCUCUAAGAGUGGAUAGUUUCACCGCGCGUGAUCGUCUUUCCAGCAAUUACUCUACAAGCGGAGUCGAGAUCGCACGCAUAGCAGGAGCGUUGGAUCCUACGAUAACCACUGUACAAAACGAUCUCAUGAGGGCAUUGUGGUUGAAGAAUUGCAGCCGAGGAAGAGAAGCAUGGCAUGCCCUAGGUAGCGCAAUCAGAACAGCCCAAGAGCUUGGCUUCCAUCAGCAGAGCAAAGUUUAUCAGACACCACGAUCUACACUGGAGGAAACACUUACCGAGCUGUGGUAUGAUGAGUACAAACGCAGGCUAUGGAUUAAGUUGUUUUCCUGGGACAGGUGA